AAUUACAUCAAGCGAUAAUGUAAAAGCAAAUUAUCGAAAAUCGAUUUAAACAAACACACAUCUAAGUUUACGAACAUGCUCUUAGUAUUUGUUUGAUGACACAUUUACAUAGAUAAAGAGUUAUCUUAGCAUUGAAUCAUGAACGCACGCUAAUGUAACUUGAAACCCGUUAAUAUGAACAUUGGGACACAAUGUGCUAAGGCUGUAGGUAUUGAACGGCGAGUGGUUAAUUGUAAACUUCGAAUGGAGUACAGUGCAUAAAAACAAAUCGUUUUGCAUGGUGAAAUAUUGUGGUAUUCGGGUAUUUGAGAUCAAAAUGGCGACACAUUUUCCUUUGAAAACAGGGGCUAUUACAUUGACGGCUAUCAAGAACGGUAACCACACAUUUCCAGUUCUUGUAAGGACAUUACCUUCAGAUUAUGAGGUGCCAAACGAAGAAGACCUCCCCGAUGAUGACGAUGUUCUACUGGACAAACUUGGGAACUUUAAUUUAGCCCGUGUUCGAGUCCUACCGUUCACCGAUGAAGAUGCAAGUCGUAAAAACAAAGGUGAACGAUUGGUUACCACGCGAAAAAAGUUAGAGGGACAAGAGGUUUGGAUUUCUGCGGAGUAUAGGGGAACACUAAAGAUUUUGAAAAGUUCACAACGACCAAGGAGGUUCAUUUCAAUAUCACAGGUACUAGAGAAUUGCCCUAGGUUUGUAAAAGUCGGCGGUGAUAUGGACUCCUGUUUAAAAGGAUUGAGCCCAGGUUCAGGAAAACUUGUACCAGAAAAUUCUAUACUCGAACUACGAGGCGUUAUUCCAAAUGAAAAUACGCCAUAUACAUAUUUGGAAUGUUCGACUGGUGAUUGUGUAUUUUAUUUUCGAGACGACCAGAUUGCUAAUAUGGUGGAAGUUGAUGACCCAACGUCGUACAGCCUUCUGGGACUGAAACAAAAGAGUAUUCCAUUACCGCUACAAAUCAUGUUUGAUCCAAUGCCUUGGAAUGAUAUUAGCUUAAAAGACGACGAGAAAAAAUACGACGCAUACGCUCUUUUUCACGGUCCAUUGGUGUUGCUGCAAUUUGUAUGCACUUCCCAUAUUAUAGCAUGGACAAAGGUGGAAAACGAUGAUCCCUCCAACAGACAUCUCGCCAUUAUUCCAAAAUCAAUUCACGACACCCUAAAAGUCAGCGUCUAUGAACCCAUAAGUGAAAAAGACAAAAACGAAUAUUUGGAUGCAAACUUUACAGAUUAUGAACAAAACAUAUGGAUCAGGGAACAUUCAUUUGUUAUUCCCACAAAACGAGACAAACAAUUCUAUAUGACGUGGCUGAAACGACCGAAUCUGUACCUGUCCAUUCCAGAAUACGAUCUGCCCAUAGAUGACUUGACGGGCCACAGUACAGCGUCACCACCCGAUGCACAGCCCUCCACUUAUGGCGCUGUUGCACAAGGAGUGGGACAAGCGCCAGAAGUGUAUCCCAAACUACCAUUUCCAGUAAAGAAAAAUGACACUAAUUGGAAACACAAAUUGGAAGAAAAAGCGAGACUCGGUUUCAAUAAACUCCAUAAAGAAAUGCUCAUCGUUUGGAAAAAAAGCAAAGAAAAAGCAAGCGAAAUACGGGACAGUGGUGGAAAACAAAUAAACCGUUUAUUACAAAAAUCAAAGAGUCAAGGAAGCAAUGAGACGGAGACAGAAAACGAAUAUUCCGGACAAGCAAAUUUAAAACCUCCAUCAAGUCCGCCUAUCAUACCACCAAAACCAUCACAACGACUAAAACAUUCACAAUCAAUGAAGGACCGACCACUUCCACCACCACCAUCUGAACAUAUGGCACCUUUGCACAAGACAGAAAAUCAAAAUUUCAAGAUAUAUGAAACCAGGAAGACCCAAUAUGGAGUAAUGGAAUCAGCACGUGGUUGGCAACUCAACAAGGACUUCUACAGUUUUACUGCAUUCGAUGUACACGAAUGCAUGAAAUUCUGUUUUCCCGACAAUCCACAAGUUGCGGAUACUUGCUUGAAGGAGAAACUGGACGGAGAGUUUUUCAAGACAUGUGAUUUAGAGAAAUUUGGUAAAGAUGUCGGUCUAACUGGAAUUAAUUCAAUAAAAUUCACACAAAUCGUCAAACAAGGAUGGCGACCCAAAUUUUGAAUAUGGAGGCAACUGUUUGUGAAUUCUUUACCAACAUGUCGGCUUUCGUUUUGCGUAAUGCUUCCAUUUCGUAGGCGAUAAAGUUUCACGUUGUCUAUUUGGUCUCCGAAACGGACACUUCAUAGUGUGCCGUUUAUGCCUAUUUAUUUUACUCGCUAACGAGCUUCAAAUUGUUGAUGUGUCACAAACGUAAUGAAAACUUGGCAUCCAAAUCGAUGCACAAUCAUGUUGCUGCAAAGGUCCGUCAAGCUCGCACAUUUUUAUUUAUUUAUUGAAAUAAGACAUAAGUUAUAUGUUCUCUAUUAAUAAAUGCAUUUUAUAUUAAGGGUCAUAAAUAAAUACAAAUAUCAAAUACAACGCUUUGGUUCUUGUACUACUAACUUUUUCUUAAAAUCUCAUAAUAAGAAAUUUGAUUUUUUUUCUUUUAAUACAGAAAUAAUCUGCACAAUAAAAUAAUACUAUGUAAAUGGGCUCUACACAAGAAAAAAACAAACAAUUAAAAACACGGAAGAGAUAGUUCUAGUUUUAGUUCUUGAAUUGUGCAAAACAAUUAAAAGCGAUAAUAGCUCUUUAUAUAAAUGAAGAAAAGAUAUAUAGUAUUUUUACCAUGCUCUUCCUCUAAUAGCCGUUAAUUUCAAUUGAUAGAUUAUUAUUUGAAUCCAUCGAGUAAUUAAAUAUUUGCGCCAGAAAAUAACGUUGUGUAGUUCUUCACAUUUAAUUGAAGCAAAAGUGAAUUAUUUAAAACUACUUUAAAACAGACAUGGGUCUUGUUCCCCGCACUGGCUUUUAAUGUCCUUUAUCAAAUAUGAUUUUUUAUUCAUACUAGCCUAAAUAUUGUUUAUUUGACAACAUUUACAAUGGGACAUACCUUUGAAAGAACCGACGAGAUAGGUAUGGUGUAUAGACUUUGCGUCUUCUUUUAAAGCAAACUAUCAUUAUGUGAUGGUUCAUUAUAAUACCAUCUAUAACACCAGAUGUGUUCUCCACAGAAUAAACGGUCAAUACAAAAAGGGCAAUAGCUCUAAAACUACUGAUAAUGAGUUGUGGCUUUUGUACUGAACAUAUCCUCUUAAUACUUAAUAUGCUCUAUCAAUAUACACAAUUUUAGCUCAUCUAUGCACAAUUCAUGGUGUGCUUUUAUGAUCGCCUAUUGUCCGUCGAGCGUCGUGCGUCGUUAAACGUUAAGUUCACACUCCAGAAGCCACAUUUAUUGUAAGAUCUUUAUGAAAAUUGGUCAGACUAUUUUUCCCAAUGAUAUCUCGGGCAAUAUAUUUUUCACCUUUAGGAAUAUGAAAGAGGAAUUAAAUCAUAAUUAAUAAAUAUUAAAAGGAUAACAUUUCGGCCUCAAAACAGUUUGAUAUUCUCGGCACGAUGAAGAUGCACGGUCCUUUACCGAGUUGAACGGAUGUUUGGUUAUUUAAAUUUUCCUGUUUCAAAUUCAUUUUUUUCUUUCAGAGAAAAGCAGUAGGAGUUUAUGCGCUCAAACAAUCCUUUCUCAAUGGGCGGACGACCGAUAAACGUUUAGUAAAACAUUUUUCAAUCAAUAUAAGGAAGCUUUAUCAUAGUAAAAUACUAUCAAUUAAACAUUACAGUAUGAAAGUAAAAGAAUCAUAGUCACCUUCGACCUUUUGAUUGAUUUAACAUUGCGAACUUGUGUGUUAAAUUUCUUUACAUUAUCACGAUCCAUGAUGUAGUUAUAGUCCAGAAAAGCUUAUUUAUUGACAUUUAACAUUGACCUUUAAGUUUACAUAGACUUUGACAUUUGAAAUCUAACCCUGACCUUAACAUUGAGGUAAAGAGGCGGGUUUUAAACGAGACACGUUGUCUUAUUACGUUGGUUUUUAUACUACGUUAUUUUAUAAUUUCACAAUGAAGGACACAGUUGAAGGCUAGAAAAGCAUUUUAUGGUAAAAUAUGACAUAUGACUACUUAUUGUGAUCGUAACCUUUUGGAUAAGGGGGCGGCUGUUACAUUGGCACGUUGUCUCAAUGAACGUUUGCUGAAAGUUAAUUUAAAAAUGGACGGCGAAUGACAAAUUUACAGUCUGCAAAUGACGCAGGCACACAUACAUUUACAUACACUCGACCGCUGUAUCGUGGUGGUCCAAAGGCUGGUUUCUCGAAAUAAUGAUUAUGAAAAUCAUAUAAUAGCACUAGAUGAUAAGCUAUCAAUAUGCCUGUCAAUAUUAGGUCGAGCCCAUAGGAAACCAUGCUGGAAAUUAUUUAAGAAGCUGCACUAUUGCUUUGGUCGACAUUUGGCCUUUAAAGUGACCAUGCCCAUUGCGUAUAUGGCAUAGUAUUUACGUGUGACACAAUUGACGUAAAUUAUUUUUAAAAUACCAUUGGUAUUUCUUUAUGUACAUAUAACAAGAACAACAACAUAAUACAUAUGUAUUUCAUGCAACAAUGGGUACAUUUUAUGUUAAUGCAACACUUCCUUAUCACAUAAUGACAUGACAGAAAUGACACUUACUAGCACAUCAUCCAUAUGUGUAGUCACACAAAGAUCUAGGUCACGAAUUACCGUACAUGUAUGCACUGACUCUACCAACAUGUGUCUAUAUGUCCAUAGUCAGAUUUAACACAACAUAGGAAUUAAUAACGUUGUUAGAAUUGUCAUGACAUAUGUUUACAAAGCGCAUUUAAUUAAUCUUGUUUCCAAUCACUUCAAGGUUUUAACAAGUUGCGGCCAAUGUCAAAAGCAUAUGUGUUUAUAUGUAAUUUGAUUCUUCCUCAUCAAAUUGAAAUGUUCCCGUAGAAGCUAUUGUAUAUGUGUGUUAUUCAUAUGCUAUAAAUUAGCUGUUUACGUUUAUCUAAACGAAUAAUAUAUGAACUUGUGUUUUAUAUUAUUUUUAUGCCCCCGGAUCGAUAGAUCGGGGGUAUAUUGUUUUUGGUCUGUCUUCUGUCUGUCAUUCUGUCAUUCUGUCCCAAAACUUUAACCUUACAGUAAAGUUUUGCAAUAACUUUUGAAAUAUUGAACAUAGCAACUUCAUAUUUGGCAUGCCUAUGUAUCUCAUGUAGCUGCACAUUUUGAGUGGUGAAAGGUCAAGGUCAAGGUCAUCCUUCAAGGUCAAAGGUCAACAACAACAAAACCAAAACUUUCACCUUACAGUAAAGUUUUGCAAUGACUUUUGAAAUAUUGAACAUAGCAACUUAAUAUUUGGCAUGCAUGUGUAUCUCAUGAAGCUGCACAUUUUGAGUGGUGAAAGAUCAAGGUCAUCCUUCAAGGUCAAAGGUAAAAAAAAAGCGGAGCAUUAGGGGGCAUUGUGUUUCUGACAAACACAUCUCUUGUUAACAUGUUAAAUGAUAUUGAUGAUAGUGGAUAGGCAUACAAGUGUAUUCUAUAAAAGUGUUCAUAACUGAA
Molecule: messenger RNA, 5500 nt
Organism: Dreissena polymorpha
Lineage: Eukaryota; Metazoa; Mollusca; Bivalvia; Myida; Dreissenidae
Exons: 6
Coding region: 278-2137 (619 amino acids)
Source: RefSeq, a predicted model, not a curated record